This is a messenger RNA of Arachis stenosperma, 942 nucleotides long. RefSeq names its product AT-hook motif nuclear-localized protein 17-like. Lineage: Eukaryota; Viridiplantae; Streptophyta; Magnoliopsida; Fabales; Fabaceae. The transcript has a single exon. Gene Ontology annotation, molecular function: minor groove of adenine-thymine-rich DNA binding; DNA-binding transcription factor activity. The record is from RefSeq and is a predicted model, not a curated record. Gene Ontology annotation, cellular component: nucleus. Bases 1 to 942 code for a protein of 313 amino acids.
AUGGCUAAUGAUGAUCAGAAAUCCAUCCUCUCCCAAACCCCUCAUGCUUCUGAAUCCGAAUCCUCAGAGCACCAUAGCCCCGGAAGCUUCGCUACGCCACCCGGUAGCGAUUCAACAAACUCAGCCACUAAAAGUGAUGCAAACCAAAAAGAAAACAAAAUAUCUACCUCUGAGGUUGAGAGAUACAUUCUCGCACCCCGUGCCAUCAUUGCUAGUGAUGGCAAUACCCUAUCAGGAUCAAAAAGGCCACGUGGCAGGCCACGUGGCUCCAAGAACAAGCCAAAGCCACCGAUCAUCAUAAGGCAAGUAAAUGACCAUGGCAUGCGGCCGGUCUUCAUCGAGAUUGCCGAAGGAGUCGAUAUUGUGGAAGGUUUAAUCGACUUUGCUGUGCACCGUCGUAUCGGAAUCUCAAUCCUAAGCGGUUGUGGGUCCAUCUCUGAGGCCGUAAUUCACAACGUACUAUCCAGUUCUCUUGACAUACCCAUUCAUGGACCAUUUAAUUUGAUGUCCCUUUCUGGAACAUAUUUUGAUGGCCAUGUCGCACAUCCUCCAUGCACUGCUUUCUCGAUUCUUCUUGCAGGAUCACAUGGCCAAGUUUUUGGCGGGAUCGUUGGAGGAAAGGUUUUAUCAGGUGGAACUGUGAAAAUCAUGGCUACCUCAUUCGAGAGGCCAGAGAUUCACAAAUUGAACCUCAAUGCAAAAGGAGUAGUGCAUCAUAAUAAUGAUACUGAAAAAAUGAAAAACAACAAUAAUAGCAAUAAUCUUGUUAGGAUAUUUGCCUAUAAGGAGGAUCCUAAUAUGGUUACUCGAUGUAGUGUGGCUAAUCCAAUUCUUCCUCUUAAAGUUGCCAACCAUUGUGGUCGCGCUGGUGUUGGUGUUGGUGUUGGUAGUGCUGGUGUGAAGAAUGAAAAUAUGGUGAUAGAAGAUAAUCAUCAAGCAUAA